CAAAAUAUAAUACAUAUUUGACCGUGUAGUGUAGUGAAGUGUGAUUUUGAUUCAGUACUUCGUCUCAGUGAUACAAUCGACAACCCGUCUCACUCAUGUCUGUCAGUUGAUCUCAAAGUGUUCUAAGAGAAACAUUCUGUUUUGUUGUACUAAAGUUACGCAUUUUAAAACUCUUGUUUAAUUUUACUACAAAGAAGAUAAUAUCGUCCUAAGAGAUUGUGUUUAAUAUAGUCUCUGUCUUAGGAAUUCAGACAAACAGCCAUGGACUGGAAAUGUGUUGGAGUUAUACUUAUGAUAGGGUGCCCUUUAUUUGGUCAAGAAACAAGUGACGACUUCCGAACAACAACAAUGGAAUCAAUUCAAGAUGAUUCACUUGCACAAUCUUUAAAUAGUUUUGGAUACAAAUUAAUGAUUGAGAUUAUGAAGAAAAACGAGUAUAAUUUGAAUAUAGCUAUAUCACCAACGAGUAUCGCAAGCGUCUUGGCAAUGACUCUUCUCGGUAGCGUUGGUAAAACUUACGAUGAAAUGGCAGACAUUUUAGGAUUUUCACGUGAUAUGUUAACAAAUCGUAAGAACCAUGAAGAAUUCGGGGAACUUCUGCAAGCUCUCAGUACGAAUACAUCAUCCAAGACGAUGUAUGCAAACGCGAUAUUUGUGGACAAAGAUACACACCUGCGCGAAGUUUUCCGGAAUUAUUUGGAAAUGGUGUACCAUGGCGAGGCACUUGGUACAGAGUUCGGCGACGGAGUCAAGGCUAGACAGGUGAUUAACGAAUGGGUGAAAGAGCACACUAAAAAUAAGAUAGAAGAUUUCCUACAACAACCACUUCCUGAAUCAACGAAAGUGGUAUUGCUCAGCGCUCUCUAUUUUAGCGGACAAUGGGAAAAACCUUUUCUACCAGAAUAUACUAAAAAAUUACCUUUCAAAACGCCGACUAAGGAAGUUAUGACUGAUCUUAUGGCCAACUUUGGAAACUUUCAUUACAUAUUUUCUGUGGAAGAUCAACUACACAUGGUAGCAUUUCCUUACAACGAUAGUGUGACCAAAAUGUAUGUUCUUAAACCACGGAUACCAAGACGUCUGAAUAUAUUUGAUCUGUUAAAUAAAUUAGAUUACCUAAAAAUUGAAAGUCUAAUAAAUCGUAUGACAAGCAAAACAUGUGUGAUAAGAUUUCCUAAAAUGGAACUUCGGAGCAAUGUUAAACUAGAAGUCCCUUUGAAAGCUCUGGGUGUGAACACCAUGUUUAACCCCAGUGAAGCAAACUUUGCACUAAUGAUAGACGGUAAUAAUAUGAUUAAUCAGACAGAGACGGAAUUGAUUUCGAGGAUAAAUACAGGAGAUUUGGAAGCAAGAGGAUUAAAUGAGCUAAUAAAUGAGCUGGUUAAUCCUGCAGUGCAUGUUGACUCUGUGAUACAUGAAGUGAAGAUGACUGUCAAUGAAUUUGGCACCGAAGUAGUGGCUGCAACCAGCGCAGUGACGACACGAUCUGCAGAAAUGUUCUAUGCGGACUCACCGUUUUAUGUGUUUAUUAGAAAUGAAAAGACUAAACUUAUUACAUUGAGUGCAAUAAUAUUUGAUCCUAGUGUGUAAAAUCACAAAAUAUAGAACAUGUAAUUACAAUGGCUAGCUUGUAAGCAAUAAUUAAUUGCAU
Messenger RNA from Achroia grisella, 1651 nucleotides. It is a transcript of the gene serpin-13, whose product is annotated as serine protease inhibitor 28Dc-like. Lineage: Eukaryota; Metazoa; Arthropoda; Insecta; Lepidoptera; Pyralidae. The transcript has 9 exons. Bases 262 to 1590 code for a protein of 442 amino acids. The record is from RefSeq and is a predicted model, not a curated record. Gene Ontology annotation, molecular function: serine-type endopeptidase inhibitor activity.